This is a messenger RNA of Laccaria bicolor S238N-H82, 492 nucleotides long. RefSeq lists its product as uncharacterized. The record is from RefSeq and is a predicted model, not a curated record. NCBI's taxonomy places the organism in Eukaryota, Fungi, Basidiomycota, Agaricomycetes, Agaricales, Hydnangiaceae. The coding region runs from base 1 to 492 and encodes 163 amino acids. The transcript is spliced from 5 exons.
AUGGGGUUGAAAACUCUGUUGGAUCCUCUCAUCCAUUUGGAUACCAGUGCCAAGAACUAUCUGCUUGCAUCUGAAACUCACAGUGUCAUCAAGUUGCUCUUCCAAGCUCUGCUUGGCUACAGGAUGUCCCUUCUCUUUACGGCAAUGCCCUUCAAUUCAUCCACUAUGAUCACCAAGCUUGGUUGCAAGAUCUUGGUACUAUCAGUAGGUGCCUUCUCUCCCGCUCCCGAAACCAAGGGCUGCAGCCUAGAAGGCAGGGACGCCAUCUUUGGUGCCAUGUCAGCAGAGGAAUGUCAAGCUCACAUCACUAAACAAGAACAUGACUACGAGAAGCAUGAUACCAUGUCUGUUCACCCAAAUAACACUGAGAAGGUUCAAUGGUUUUAUUCACUGAGAUUUUAUGGCAGUUGGACAAGGAUAUACAUACAGUGGCACACUCCCCAAAAUGGGAUAAGGCUCAUCCUCGACACUGUGUUGAGGAUGAGAGGAUGA